Molecule: messenger RNA, 2550 nt
Organism: Galendromus occidentalis (western predatory mite)
Lineage: Eukaryota; Metazoa; Arthropoda; Arachnida; Mesostigmata; Phytoseiidae
Product: hemicentin-1-like
Exons: 13
Coding region: 1-2550 (849 amino acids)
Molecular function (GO): protein binding
Source: RefSeq, a predicted model, not a curated record
AUGUUUCGCAAACACCCCACGACGAUCGAACCUAAUUAUGUCGCUGGAACAGGCAUGACAUCUCUGGGAGAAGAAAACUCAGUUGAAUGCAAGUACAUGGGUCCGAUCUCGGCGGCUAUGCUCGGACGCAUAGCGCCCUUGCGGCUGCGUUCCAUGUUGAAGUUCAUCGGCAAAAAUACUCAGAAAGAGCCCACGAUAACGGUGAUCGGCGUGUUAGGCGAACGCGCCUCGCUUCCGUGCAACAUCCAGCCGAAUUCGACGGAGGACGAAGUGUCGUUAGUGCUCUGGUAUAGAGAUGAUUCGACGACUCCGAUUUAUUCAGCAGACGCUCGGAAAACUACACUCCACAAAGCUCAUCAUGCGCCCAUCGACUGGCUCGCUCAGCGAGCUCACCUCAAAACAGACACGAGCCCUUCGGUUCUGCAACUCGCUCCCGUCCAGGAGGGCGACGAAGGUUUCUACCGCUGCCGUGUCGACUUCAAGAAGGAGCGAACUCGGAACUACCAGGUUCACCUGAAGGUCAUUCUACCGCCGAACGAACCUAUAAUCACGGACCAAAACCGAAACAUUCUGCCGUCGAAGAGCGUCAUCGGGCCCUACAACGAAGGGGAAAAACUGAUUCUGAAUUGUCAAGUUGAAGGAGGCAAUCCGCCGCCCGUCGUAACAUGGUGGCGGGAAUCGUUCCUACUGGACAAUCAAUACAACGUAUCGAACGGAAUCUCGAAAAACGUUCUCGAGAUACCUGCCCUCACCCGCAACGAUCUGAUGGCGACGCUCACCUGUACUGCUUCGAACAACAACAUUUCAUAUCCGGUCUCGUCAAGCGUAAUCAUUGACUUGAAUUUCCGUCCGUUAUCGGUGUGGAUCGAAGGCGAGCAGCAGUCGUUGUCUGCCGGAAAAAGCGUCACGUUGGAAUGCACGGCUUCGGGGUCGCGACCGCCAGCCGUAAUCGAAUGGUGGAAGGGAGGAACGCGAAUGAAUUCAACAUCUCACAACGGAACGAGUACAUUGACAUUCGUUCCGUCGGCGGAGGAUUCCAGCAAACACCUGUCGUGUCGUGCCGAGAACCCUCUCAUUGCCAAUAGCCGCAUCGAAGACGGCUGGAAACUCGAAGUGCAUUAUAAUCCGAUCCUAAGUCUGCGUCUUGGAAGUAAACUUCGACACCAGCACAUCCAGGAAGGGAACGAUGUUUUCUUCGAAUGCGACAUCCGAGCUAAUCCUUGGGUCAACGACAUCGGUUGGAGAUUCGACGGACGAGAAGUGCAAACGAACUUGUCAGCUGGCGUUAUCAUCAGCGGACAAAGCCUCGUCCUGCAGAAAGUGGAUCGCCACAGCAGAGGCCGGUACACGUGUCACGCAACCAAUGGCCAAGGCCCCGGCGAGAGUAACGCUGUGACGCUCAAAGUCAGAUAUGCUCCGGUCUGCAAACCAGAUCAAAAGAUGACGUACGGUGCUGCCCGGAACGAAGUGGUGAAGAUUUCCUGCGAGCUCGACAGCGACCCCGCGGAAAUCUCUUUCAAGUGGAGAUUCAAUAACAGCAAGGAAGUUAUUUCGGGCGCGAACGUCCAUAGUGAAGGAACGAAGUCCUGGCUCGCGGUAGUGCCGCACGCGGAGGAAGACUACGGCCCAAUCAUCUGCUGGGGGAAAAACUCAAUUGGCUUGCAGCGAGAGCCCUGCAUUUUUCAGCUCAUUCCUGCAGGCCCUCCGGAACCAGUGCAGAACUGCACCGUAAUCAACCAGACGGAGGAAUCGUUGACCGUGGCCUGCAUCGAAGGCUAUGAUGGAGGCAUCGAGCAGACGUUCCAUAUGGAGCUGCAUGAAGCCGAACAGCGGACCCUGAGAGGCAAUUACACGUCCUCGACGCAUGCGGUGAUGCAGGCCGUCAACCUGAUGCCUGCCACAGCGUACGUGGUCGCCAUAUAUUCUUCGAACGCGCGCGGUCAGAGUCAACCCACUGUCAUCGUGGCUCACACCAUACCGUCGCCCAUCUCGCUUACUCGGAGAGGAAUGUGGCACAUCUCUCUCAGCCCGCUAAUACUGUUGUUGAUCUUCGUCGUCACCGGAAUCAUCCUGGUUGCUUUCACGAUAAUUCUCAUCAUGAAGAUUAGAACUCGCCAGGUCAUCAAAAACUCUCAACAACGCGCCCUGGUCGCCGAUGAGAAACCGCAGAUGCCACCGAUGCACGACGAGAGCGACGUCACGGAGCUCGCUCGCUUCGACGACGACGACGACGACGAGGACAAAGGGCCCGAUGUUAUUCCGCCGGAGGCAUUGCCGGCGCGCGUGGAUCCUCGCUUUGAUACGGGGUACGUUCCUCGAGGAGGAACGCUCAAAAGAGGUGCUUGGGAUACGCCGGUCGUCGCCAUGACGAACGAAACCAUGUUAGGAGGACCGUCUUCCUCGCACGUAUUCCAGCAUAUGGCCACACUGCCGAGACACGACCUGCAGUUGAGUCUGCAGAAUCAGGUAACUGCUCGCACGUUCCCCCGAGCGCGGAUGGAUAAUCUCGUCCUGAUAGGAACCGACACCGAACCGGCCGGGAACUCCUAA